Molecule: messenger RNA, 4817 nt
Organism: Leguminivora glycinivorella
Lineage: Eukaryota; Metazoa; Arthropoda; Insecta; Lepidoptera; Tortricidae
Product: two pore calcium channel protein 1-like
Exons: 18
Coding region: 53-2476 (807 amino acids)
Biological process (GO): transmembrane transport; monoatomic ion transport
Cellular component (GO): lysosomal membrane; endosome membrane
Molecular function (GO): voltage-gated channel activity; monoatomic ion channel activity
Source: RefSeq, a predicted model, not a curated record
GCUUAUUAUUGAAUAUAAAUUAAUUAUUUAUUUAAUAGAGUUUAGUUAAAUAAUGAUGAGGUUCGAUCAAAUUUUGUAUUCGUCAAAAAAUGCAGUUCCUGAUACAGUGUAUUCGACGUUUUCGUACUUUUUAAACACUCGGACCGGCGAUGGCGCCGGCGACGGCACACUCGACAUGGGCAGCCGCUCCUCACUCCACACAGGGCUCCACAUGUCCGAGGACGAGCAUUGGGAGAUGAACUACCACGAGGCCGCCAUCUAUUUGGAGGAAGGCCUCAACAAUGAGAAGUUCGACUCCCACCCGUCCAGCCCUGAGGAGCUACCAGCAUACCUUCGAGUCCACAACCCUUGGUACCAUGGACUGGACUUGCUAGCUUCCCUGGUGUUGAUACUACUAGCGUUUACGGAAGACCCUGCGGUACCAGCAUUUGAGUUACCAGUAUGGGCCCACGGCACGAUAGAACUGUUGGCACUGAUGGUGAUUGGUGUGGAACUUCACCUGAAGCUAAAAUGGAUCGGAUGGAGCACCAUCCUGAAACAUAAGAGGACCAUGAUUAAGGGUGUAACUCUUCUAAUAAUGGUGCUAGAAGCAGUAGUAGUACUCUGCAGACAAUCUUCUCACUUCCGAGUGACGAGAGCGCUUCGUCCCAUCUUUCUAGUUGACACGAGACAUUGUGGAGGCGUUCGAAGGUUUAUAAGACAGAUCUUACAGAGCUUGCCGCCUAUUUUAGAUAUGUUAGGGCUCCUAAUGUUCUUCGUAGCUACGUACUCACUUCUGGGCUACUACCUGUUCUCGGAACAUCUUGACAACGGUCACUUUUCGACCAUCAGUGAUUCCUUCGUCAGUAUGUUUGUGUUGCUCACCACCGCCAAUUUCCCGGACGUGAUGAUGCCGUCCUACGCCAAGUCCAAGUGGUACGCGGUGUUCUUCAUCCUUUACAUCAUCACAGUGCUCUACGUGCUUAUGAAUUUGAUGUUAGCCGUAGUCUACGAAACCUUCACCCGCAUAGAGCGCGAGAAAUGUCGCGCGUUGUUACUGCACCGUCGCCGCGCCGCGCGACACGCCUUCAGAUUGCUUGUGUCGCGCCGCGCCCCCGACGCAGUGAGGUUGCGACACUUCGCUGGACUUAUGAGACAUUACGCACCACACUACAGUGGGCUGGAUGUGUACCUAAUGUUUAAGCAACUCAAUCAGUCUGGUACGGGCGGGCUGUCCCGCUCAGAGUUUGCGAAUCUGUAUGAGGUAUUCGCGUUGCGGUGGGCACCGCAGACUGCACGUGCACCGUGGUACGCGGAAUCUUGGCUAGAACCGUGCGCACGCGCUGCUAGCCAACUCGUCCACAAGCCUUACUUUGAAUACAUCAUCUACGCGCUAAUAGUAGGCAACGGCGUGGCGAUGGUACUACGGGUGUUGGAGGCCGGGGCGGGCACCGACCCCAACUUGCCAGGGUUACAACACAGCGCGAGGUUACUGUGCGCCUCCUGGGAUACAUGGCUUUUCCUUUCACUAUUCCUGAUAGAAGCAGCCCUCCGUAUGAUGGCGUCAGGCGUGGCAGCGUACCUGGAGAGCGGGUGGAACGUUUUUGACCUCAGUGUGACCCUGCUAGCACUUAUGGGGGCAGUCAUGCUUACUAUAGCGCCUAAACUGUAUAUCGUCGUCAUAUUCAGACCUCUAAGGUUAAUGCGUCUCUACAAGCUAAAGAAGCGUUACCGCGACGUAUUCGGCACACUAGUGCUACUGACCCCACUGAUGUCGUCAGCCGGCUGCGUCAUGCUAGUCAUGUACUACUUCUUCGCUAUCGUGGGCAUGGAGCUCUUCGCGGGGCUGGACCUUAGGAACUGCUGCGUAAAUACAACAGUAGAAGACUUCUACAAAUACUCAGAGAACAGCUCAACCGCUCUCGGAUACUACUAUCUGAACAACUUUGAGAACUUGAUCACGAGCGGUGUAUCACUUUUCGAGCUGACAGUUGUCAAUAACUGGUUUAUACUUAUGAACGCUUAUGCUACUGUCGCGGGGCAGUUUAGCAGGAUUUACUUUAUGGUGUUCUACCUGUUCACGAUGGUGGUGCUGACUAUUGUGGUGGCCAGCGUGCUGGAGGCCUUCCGCUUCCGUAUUCAGUACAAGCGCUCCACUACUAAGAGAGAUGAGGAGAAGUUACUGCACGAGGAGGUGCACACGAGCUGGGAGGAAGCCACGAGACUCGGCGCCGGUGGGGAGUUAGCUGAUGAGCUGCGGCCCUUCCUGCCUGCAGGGAGUGAAGUUACAUUCAUUGGUUCUCGACCGCGUACGAAAGAGGUUCUCCAGCGGCGUAUGUACCACCAGGACAUUCAAAAAUGGCUGGCAGACGAGGAUGACAACGAAGGUAUCCCGCCCUCAACAACUCUAACCUCGAACGACCCGCUGGCCCCGCCUCUCAUCCAGCAACCGGAAGCGGACACCAACCACCAGCUCCGCCCCGGCUACCAGUUGUAGACCCUGCCACACGCGCUCUACUGCAGGUUGCAGGGUGUGGUGUGCGCCUUAUGAUCCGGCGUCGUGAGCUGGCUGAAUGCCACUUUCCGAUGCCAUUCGUGAGAAAAAAAGUAUUGUCUAUGAUUUUAAGGGAUGUUGCAGACACUAAACACAGUUCGGGAUGCUUAUACAACAUUUUGAGGAGUCUGGGUAAGCAUAUAAAUAAUUUUGAAUAUUUCUGAUCUGAAUGGUAAUAGAGCCCGUAUAAGCUGUCUGGAUUGCAAAAUCUGUGCGAAAUUUGCUUGGUGAAAUAAUGUUUGUAGAAAUAUGAGUAAUUCCCGAAAAGUUUGUGCAUUUGGAUCACGUCUCCGAUUUUGAUAAAAAUUCGUAGGCUGAUAGAAUCCAAGAUGCUGAGCAAGAUCCACUAGAUGUCCCAAAAUUUCCCAGGUAAUUUGUAUGAAACCCUCCUUUUUUGUUACUAGAUUUCUUUAUAUUUUCGGUACCAAAAAAAGAAAGUUGCUCAUGGUCUCUAUCAGCCUGCGAAUUUUUAUCAAAAUCGGAGACAUGAUCCAAAUGUACAAACUUUUCGGGAAUUGCUGAUAUAUACCAUUGUCGUCCUUAUAAUAUUACAUACAAUAGGCAUAUUGAUAAAUACCUAUUAUGUUUCUUACUAUACCACAUAAUUUAAAUUUUAUGUAACUACUGUAAAAAUAAUUAACAUCAGCCCAUCCCCGUCAAAUAAUAUAAGUUUCGAAAGACGGCAUAAAUGACUUGAUAUAAAUGUGUACUAGUGAGUUUGACUAUAAAAUAAUCGAAUCAUUAAUUUAUUUUAACAUAAAGGAUGAAUGAAUGUAUAAUAAUGAAAUAAUAAUAACAAAAUAUGUGUAACAUCUGUGAUAGAAAGGAUUCAAAGCGAGAUUUUUAUUUUUCGUUGUAUUUUGAGGUUGUUUAUUUUAUUAUACUUUUAUUUAAUUUAGACUUGAGCCAGUAGGAACAAAAUGAGAUUUUAUAUUGGGUUGUGUCAAACCUUUGUGUACAUUAAGAGGGCUUUCAAUGUGAAAAAUAAUGAAAUCGCAAGCGAGCGUUUAAUCAUACCGUGUGUGAUAUCACACACGAACGUGUGUAGUCACCAGUAAUAAAAAGUAACAAAAAACACUAAAUUUUGACACCUCACAAAGAUUUUUAUUUUAUAACCUAUAAAUUAACUAACUUUUAGGUUAUAAUAUAAUUUCUUAUACCGGUACUGUAUUUGACACAACCCACACUUUAUUUGGUUGUUAAUUUACCAAAGUUUGAUUUAUAAGUUAUAAGAGAAACUAUUUUAAAAGGCAGCUGAUUCUAUUAGAGAAUUAGAUAAAAAUAUAUAGUGAUUAUUAGAGAUUGCCUUCAUAGCUAUAGUAUUAAAAUGACUUAAUACUGACUUUAGGUAGACUAAUCAUGUUCGUACACGCGCUGAAAAUAUUAGCUAAUAAUAUUAAAAACUUGAAAUGAAUUUACUGAAUAAAAAUACAAUAACAUUGAUGUUUACUAAUGAAUGUUGCAACAGUUAUGGCAGCAAAAACCUUUCUCAUAUUUUGUUUUACUAUGAGACUCGUAUAAUUAUAAAUUGCAUAAUACUUUUUUUAUAAUUUAGUUCUAAGAAAUGUACACUCUGGCAUUAUUAUUGUAAAUAUAAGCCUUAUCCAAUGACCAUAAAUUGAAUAAUUUUAUUUAUUUGAUAGAUGGUAGAUAGUCAUUCUCGUGAUAAGUGUGGACCAUAUAGAGUGUUAUAGAUAUUUUACGAUUUAAGUUUUAUUUGUUUGACCGGACGAUAUGUUUAUUAUUAUUGUGCUAAAAUAUUAUAGUUCUAUUCAGUAUUAUAUGUGUUAAUCAUGUAAGUUAAUGUCAGAACUGCAACUUGUUUAACUCAACGAUAUUAUUUGGAAUUUUUCGAAAUAUAAUGUUGACUAAAAGUAAGUAUUGAUUCUGUUUGAAAACCUACAUUACCAACGUGUAUGUCACUAAAUAAAAAUAUGCAGAAAUCUCUGGACCUCUCGUUUAAACUCUUCAUAUUUAAAUGCUAAAAAGUUCUAAAAACGACUUGAAAUGUAUACAGGGUUAUUUUUAAACUAUAUUCUACUUAUACUUCGGAUUGGUUUUCUCUGUCCAAAUGUCCAUUUUGUACACUUUGUAAAAGCUUUCAUAAACCAAAGUCGUUACUAACUCAGCCAUUAAAGCCAUUACUAGCUAAAUAAAUUAAUAAGUAUUGUUUAUAAUGUAGGUAGGUAUUCGUAAGCGGAAGGCCUUACUUAGAGAAAUCAUUUGUCCGUCUCACCUCCAUGCUGAAAAAGGAUGAAUGAUUUAAGCCGGCUAUAAAAAUGCC